Molecule: messenger RNA, 1590 nt
Organism: Musa acuminata AAA Group (dessert banana)
Lineage: Eukaryota; Viridiplantae; Streptophyta; Magnoliopsida; Zingiberales; Musaceae
Product: receptor-like protein kinase At3g21340
Exons: 8
Coding region: 1-1347 (448 amino acids)
Biological process (GO): protein phosphorylation
Molecular function (GO): ATP binding; protein kinase activity
Source: RefSeq, a predicted model, not a curated record
AUGAGCAUCGACUGUGACGUCACUCGUGGCUAUACGGACUCCGAAACUGAAAUACUAUACCAAGUCGAUGAAGGAUACAUCGACAUAAGAACCCUCUCUUAUCAUGGGUUGAAUGGUGCUAUACCAAAUGCUUUGGCUAAUCUGAAGGCCCUUAACUAUUUAAUUUUGUCAAAUAACCGACUCAAUGGGCCUAUUCCAGCUUCUUUGUGUGAUGGACAAUCAAAAGGAUUGCUUGAGUUGAGAAGUGACUUGCGGAUGCAUGUUUUGGAAUUCUGUACUAGCAACUUCACCUUCAUUACAAUGAGAAGCAGUGUUAACAGCACUCUUUUUGUUUCUUUUAAUGAAAUAAUAGCACCGCCAAUUCAAGACGCGCUUGCUAUACCCGAAACCCAUCGAUUUACAUAUGAUGAAUUGAAGGCCAUCACCAACAAUUUUGAUCUUGUACUUGGAAAGGGGGGGUUUGGGAAUGUUUACCAUGGUCGAUUGCAUGACGGCACUGAAGCUGCAGUAAAACUUUUGCACUCACAUCGGAUGGUCAAAGGGACAUCAUCUGAGGAGUCCAUGUCUGCAAAUUCUGGCUCCAGAUCACAUGGGCUGAAAGAGUUUCAAGCCGAGGCUCUUCUCUUAUCGAGGGUCCAUCACAGGAACUUAGUGUCUUUGAUCGGGUACUGUAGAGACAGCAAUCAACUUGGACUUGUUUAUGAAUAUGCUGCUCGUGGAAGUCUUAGAGAUCAUCUUUCAGAUAAAACUGGAAAUAGCCAAACAUUGAGUUGGAGAGAACGAAUUCGGAUAGCAGUGGAAGCCGCACAAGGUCUGGAGUAUCUACACAAGGGAUGUGUGCCACCUAUAAUCCAUAGAGAUGUGAAGACUAACAAUAUCCUCUUAACAUAUGACUUUGAGGCAAAGGUAGCAGAUUUUGGGCUGUCAAAGUCUUUCCUGACCGAUGCCCAGACUCACGUAUCUACUGAUGUUGUGGCUGGCACUCCAGGAUACAUAGAUCCCGAGUACUCUGCUACCUUCCAGCUGACUGAAAAAAGUGAUGUAUACAGCUUCGGAGUUGUUCUUCUGGAGCUGGUUACAGGCCAAUCAGCCGUGUUGGAUCAACCGAAAAGGUGUCACUUAGUCCAAUGGGUACGAUGGAGGCUAGCUGAAGCCGACAUCACUAAGGUGGCUGAUCCAAAACUCGGAGGGCAAUACAACAACUGCUCUGUCCUAAAGGUCAUUGAUUUAGCAAUGAGAUGUGUUGAUAUCUCUGCUCAUCAGAGGCCAACCAUGACCGAAGUGGUGAUGCGAUUGAAGGAGAACUUGCAACCAGAGAACAACGAUGGAAGUGACCCAAACGCAUAAGCUAUGCUUGCUUGCCUCUCAGAUUAGAGUUUCCGUUUGUCAAAUUUGUAAAUGUAAAAUUGUGUGAGAACAAAUUGUGUUUGGAUCAUAAUGUUUGAUGAGAGCUGGGUAGGCUCCAAAGUCUCCUAUGAGAAAUCAUUCAUCCAUGUAUGAGUACUGCCUGUGGACUUACUUGCAUGCAAGCAACAGGUGAUUCUUUCUCUUGUAACAGCAAAGCAAAUGGUGUACAAACGCCGAUACUUU